AUGGCGUUCCACCCUGUUUCCGCGGUGUCCUCCCAGCCUUGCACCACCCAGCCAUGCGCCACCCACCCACCCUGCCCCAAUCAAUCGUCCUGUCGCGCCCCGUACCGGGAUUGGAAAACUGACUUAUUGGACUGCUGCGUGGACAAACAGAUUUGUAUCUGCGGGACCUUUGCUCCUUGCGUCCUGGCUUGUCAAGUGGCGGCGGGCCUCGGUGAAUGCUUCUGCCUGCCGAUUCUCCCGGGAGCAAUGGUGGCCCUCCGGACAUCCUUGAGGGAACAAAUGCGGAUCGAGGUAUUUUUCUCGGGCUUCCCCUGGCUUGCAGUUUUAUCCCGGGGAGAUUGUGAGCCGGAGAGGAUUGGGCGGGAUGGCAAAGCUUGA
Ahaetulla prasina is the source of this 378-nucleotide messenger RNA. RefSeq names its product cornifelin homolog. The transcript has 2 exons. Gene Ontology annotation, cellular component: cornified envelope. Bases 1 to 378 code for a protein of 125 amino acids. The record is from RefSeq and is a predicted model, not a curated record. NCBI's taxonomy places the organism in Eukaryota, Metazoa, Chordata, Lepidosauria, Squamata, Colubridae.